This is a messenger RNA of Aureobasidium namibiae CBS 147.97, 1740 nucleotides long. RefSeq lists its product as uncharacterized. Lineage: Eukaryota; Fungi; Ascomycota; Dothideomycetes; Dothideales; Saccotheciaceae. The record is from RefSeq and is a predicted model, not a curated record. The transcript is spliced from 3 exons. Bases 1 to 1740 code for a protein of 579 amino acids.
AUGGUCAACAUGGCUUCGUAUACACAAUCCCCACCGCAAAGUGGCUUCUACGGGUCGGCACCGCAACAAUCCGACACGCUGCAGAACAGUGGCUAUGGCAAUGCUUCGCACCACGAUUUCGCCCAUGCAGAAGGUGGAAACCCUGUCGUAGCAGGAAGCACUGUUGGCAGCCCAGCCGGAAUCCCUCUCGAAGACGGAGCUAUCAACCGCUCCGCUUCGAGCGCCUCGACUGCCGCAUACAGAGACGGCACUUUGUCGCGUGGUGGCACUCUCAAGAAGAAGGCCAGCGUCAGCCGCAAAUCUAGUAUUGGCCGCAGCGGCAGUCGUAGAAGCCUCGCAGCCGGUAGCAUCGCUGGUGUUGGUACUCCCGGUGCUCACGACGACUACAACAGCGCCUUGUCUACUCCUAUUCCUACACACGGCAGCCCUACCGAUAUCCUAGCCAACCGCUUCCAAGCAUGGCGCACACUCCUGAAGUCGCUCAUCACUUACUUCCGUGAGAUCCAAUCCAGCUACGAGACGCGUAGCAAGGCUCUGCUGAAGGUCUCGAAUGUCUUGUCCAACUUCACCCACCCCUCGGUUUUUAUCACCGACGGCGGUCUCGCAGACGCAUCACGCAUCUUAGGCGACUACCACAAGCACUCGGUCGCAGAAUCAAACAAGUCGCGCGACAUUGAGCAGGACGUCAUUUCUGCUCUGACUGGCCUGAGAAGCGAUCUAGCCCAGAAGAUCAAGGAGAUCAAGAGUCUUAAUGGCGACUUCAAGAACUCGGUUGACAAGGAGAAGGACGCGACACGCAAGGCUGUUGAUGCGCUUGCUGAAGCCUUGCAGCAUGCAGACCACGGUGACAACAGCAAGACCGAUCCCUUCAUCGUCCGCCUUGGUGUGGACCGUAUGGUCGAGAAGCAGAUUGAUGAGGAAAACUACCUGCAUCGCGCAUACCUCAACCUCGAGAGCUCGGGUCGCGAACUUGAGUCGAUCGUUGUAGGCGAAAUCCAGAAGGCCUACAACGCGAUGGCCAGCAUUCUCAAGCGCGAGGGCGACGACGCCUACAACACUGUUGAGCAGCUUCGCGGAGGGCCCAUUGCCAUGCCCAAGGAUUUGGAGUGGUCGCGCUUCGUCGAGACCGACCCCCACUUUGUCAAUCCCAGACUGCCUCUUCGCCGUAUUGAGGACAUUGACUACCCUGGCAAGCACGCUCCUGCAGCAGCUGAAGUCAGAGCUGGCAUGCUCGAGCGCAAGAGCAAGUACCUCAAGAGCUACACCCCUGGCUGGUAUGUCCUGUCGCCCACCCACUUGCACGAGUUCAAGUCGGCCGACAAGAUCUACUCUCAACCUCCUGUCAUGUCGCUUUAUCUGCCCGACCAGAAGCUGGGUUCUCACUCCGAGCCUGGAUCUUCGUCGCACAAAUUCAUGCUCAAGGGCCGUCAGAGUGGUGGUAUGCACCGCGGCCACUCGUGGGUAUUCCGCGCCGAGUCCUACGAGACCAUGAUGGCUUGGUUCGAAGCCCUCAAGAUUCUCACCGAGAGACCUGCUGAAGAGCGCAAUGCCUUUGUCCGCCAGCAUGUCCGUAGCGCUAGUCAGCACAGCCACCGCAAUAGCAUCAGCAGUGAUGGUCUUGAGGAGGACGAAGCUGACCAGAUUCCCUACUCGACUCAGUCCAGCGUCAUCAACCAGCCCAUUGGCGAGACCCGCCUCCAACGCCCUGUUCCAGGUGAGUAUGUGCUGUCCCUUUCAUAG